UUUUCUGCUCUUACUCCUCUCCCACACGCCGCAUCCUCUCUCUCGGCCCCGGCGUUCCUCUUCUGAUCUCCUCCGGGCGGCGAUUGGGCGAGUGGCGCCGCGCCACCCUUGGCCAGUUCUUCGCUGGGCGCUGCGCCGGCGACGAGCAUCCGACAGGGCUGAUAGAGGAAAUUUACCUUUAUCUAUCUACUCCACAUUCUUUUGCGACUAUGGCACUAGCGGCUAUCUACAGCCUUUUCAUCAUUAACAAAUCUGGUGGCCUUAUAUACUACAAGGACUAUGGUUCAGCAGGGAGGAUGGACACAAAUGACAGUCUAAGAUUGGCAAGUCUCUGGCAUUCAAUGCAUGCUAUCUCUCAGCAACUCUCCCCUACCCCUGGCUGUACUGGCAUUGACCUCCUACAAGCCCAUAAUUUCGAUCUUCAUUGCUUCCAAUCCCUGACAGGUACAAAAAUUUUCGUUGUAUGCGAGACUGGCGCGCCAAAUAUGGAAAUGCUGCUGAAAGUGAUCUAUGAGUUGUACACUGACUUUGUCUUGAAGAACCCGUUCUAUGAGAUGGAGAUGCCAAUUCGGUGUGAGCUCUUUGAUCUCAACCUGGCACAGGUGAUCCAGAAGGACCGUGUUGCACUCUUGGGUCGGUGAAACUUGAAGACUUAAAUGGUCUAACCCCCAUCAUGUAUCUUGUAGUUUCUCCUUUCUCUAAACUACACUCAGAUUUGUGCAGCUGGAAUUCUAAGAUCUACCCGUGUGUAUAAUCGAUAACUACAUCUGGAAUGGUCUGUUGCUCAUCUGUAAAAUUCCAGACAUGUGAUGGAAUGAA
Messenger RNA from Panicum hallii, 819 nucleotides. RefSeq names its product trafficking protein particle complex subunit 4-like. Gene Ontology annotation, biological process: endoplasmic reticulum to Golgi vesicle-mediated transport. The record is from RefSeq and is a predicted model, not a curated record. Lineage: Eukaryota; Viridiplantae; Streptophyta; Magnoliopsida; Poales; Poaceae. Gene Ontology annotation, cellular component: TRAPP complex. The transcript has 4 exons. Bases 210 to 641 code for a protein of 143 amino acids.